Molecule: messenger RNA, 1155 nt
Organism: Striga asiatica
Lineage: Eukaryota; Viridiplantae; Streptophyta; Magnoliopsida; Lamiales; Orobanchaceae
Source: the annotation of a GenBank genome assembly
AAAAGAAAAGAAGAAAAAAAAAAAUGAAAUCCUCGUACAAAAUGGAUGGAGCAAGUAAAAAACUAUCAACUACUCUUCCAACUUCGUACUAUCACCUAAUCCCCUCCCCCAUGAUCCAGACUCUAAUACAUCAAUUUCUCACCUAUAAAUUUCAUCAUAAAACUUUGCAACAUUAACCUUUCCAAUAUCAUUCAAUUAUUAUCAUCUCAAAUCCAAGAACCAAAAAAUUUAAAAUAUCAAUAUAUCUAUAUAUAUAUGGAUUCCUCAAAGAGCGUCCGGGGAGAAACAUCCAUCAAAAUUCCGGAAUCAAACUCCGGCAAGCACAAAAGCAUCGGUGCCGCAAAGGUGGGGGCUUCGGUGGGAGGCGGUGGGUGGCAGAGAGGGGUCUCCAUAUUCGACUUUAUUUUGAGAGUCUGCGCACUUGCCGCUGCCUUAGGGGCCACAGCUGCCAUGGGAACCACCAAUCAGAGGCUUCCUUUCUUCACUCAGUUCUCCCAAUUCCAAGCUAGCUACAACGACCUCCCGGCUUUUACGUUCUUUGUCGUGGCAAAUGCCAUUACUAGUGGCUACUUAGUCCUAUCCUUGCCUUUCUCCAUUGUUGCAAUUGUCCGUCCACAUGCAGCUGCUCUUAAGCUUCUCCUACUCAUCUUCGACACUUUGAUGGUGGCCUUCACCACUGCUGGUGCAGCGGCAGCUGCAGCCAUAGUCUAUUUGGCGCACAACGGGAAUUCAAACACCAACUGGCUUGCAAUUUGCCAGCAAUUUAACAAUUUCUGCCAGCGAGUCAGUGGUGCUGUGGUGGCAUCAUUCAUUGCUGCGCUUAUCCUAAUUUUCUUGGUUGUGCUGUCGGCCACUGCUCUGCGGAGCCACUGAUCGGGAUCAUGUGUUUCUUUCUUUUUUUUUUUCUUUUUUUUUUUAUGUUACGGUCUUAUUUGUAAAAUCUUUUUAUGUAUGUUUUACUGUGGGCGUAAUGUAUGAAAACUUGUACAGCAUUGUGUACAAUGAGUGUUUUAUGUUUAUGUACACAUGUUAUUUGCAGUUCAUAAAUGUGUUGGUAAUUCCAUGUUGUAAUGAUUUUGACUUGUGUGUUUUCAAAAUUUGUGUUUCGAUCAGGUACAAUGAGAAACUAUAUAUCGAAAUGAUGUUUCAGUUCUU